AUGGUGCAAUUAGAGGCCGCGGAACAGAAACGGAGCACCAACCCAGCCCAGCCGUGGGAGACAGAGCAGCCCCAUAGGUUCCGCCCCCAAAGCGCCUCGGGAGCAACAUUUCCGAGCAGGCAGAGCACUGCCUUUGCAUCUCCGCCCCCUCCCAGGCGUCCGUGGCUCCCUUCGCCGCCCGUCUGGCAGAGUGGCUGGCGGCGCGGCCAACCAGAGGCUGGAGAAGGGCUGCCGCCGGGCGAGGCGGGGCGAGGCCCCGGGGUGGCCCGCCCCCGGCUGCGUGCGCCUCGGGCGGCGAGCGCGGCGGCUCCUGGAGCGCCGGGCGAGGGGCGUGGGGAGGGCGGGAUGCGGCUGCCGCGGCUUCGUGUCGCCACAGCCCUGCUCUUUCCUGCCCGGCGAGCCACCGCCAUGGCGCAGCUCCGCGGCGCUUCCUCGUCCGCCGCGGCCUUCGACUACCUCGUGCUGGGGGGCGGCUCGGGCGGGCUGGCCAGUGCUCGGCGCGCGGCGGAGUUCGGCGCGCGGGUGGCCGUGGUCGAAAGAGGGCCGCUCGGGGGCACCUGCGUGAACGUUGGAUGUGUACCCAAAAAGGUGAUGUGGAAUACUGCUGUCCAUUCUGAAUUUCUCCAUGAUCAUGCGGAUUAUGGCUUUGAAAUAUCUGAUGUAAAGUUUAAAUGGCGAAUAAUUAAAGAAAAGCGUGAUGCUUACGUAAAACGACUGAAUGGGAUCUAUCAAAAUAAUUUGAACAAGGCUCAUAUAGAAACCAUUAUUGGCCAUGCAACAUUCACAUCUGAUCAGGAACCCACACUUGAAGUUGGUGGUAAAAAAUACACUGCACCCCACAUCCUGAUUGCUACUGGUGGGCAGCCUCUGGUUCCCAGUGAAAGUGAGAUACCAGGGGCAAGUUUUGGAAUUACUAGUGAUGGGUUCUUUGAACUUGAAGACUUGCCAAAGCGUAGUGUUGUUGUUGGCGCUGGAUACAUAGCUGUAGAGAUUGCAGGUAUCCUUGCAACCUUGGGUUCAAAGACUUCCUUACUGAUACGUUAUGAUAAGGUGCUGAGAAAUUUUGAUUCGAUGAUUAGUUCAAACUGCACCGAGCAGCUGGAACAUGGUGGUGUAGAACUCUGGAAACACGCACAGAUCAAAUCAGUCACAAAGUCAUCUUCAGGACAGCUGGCAAUAAAUGUAGCAUCCUCUCCUCCCAAUCAGAAACCUACUUUUAGCACUAUUGAAGAUGUUGAUUGCCUCUUGUGGGCCAUUGGCAGAAAGCCAAACACAGAGGGGCUAAACCUUGACCAACUGGGUGUGAAGGUAGAUGGCAUAGGUCACAUUAUUGUUGAUGAGUUCCAGAAUACCAGCAGGAAGGGGAUAUAUGCUGUCGGAGAUGUGUGUGGGAAAGCACUUCUUACGCCAGUUGCAAUAGCGGCUGGAAGGAAACUGGCACAUAGGCUUUUCGAAGGUAAAGAGGAUUCUAAAUUGGACUACAGCAACAUUCCAACAGUGGUCUUCAGUCAUCCACCGAUUGGAACAGUGGGACUAACAGAAGCGGAAGCGAUAGCUUUACACGGAGUAGAGAAUGUGAAAACUUAUACAACUUCAUUUAUCCCACUGUACCAUGCUGUAACCAAAAGGAAAACUAAGUGUGUGAUGAAACUUAUCUGCGUCACUAAACAAGAGAAGGUGGUAGGACUUCACAUGCAAGGGCUGGGAUGUGAUGAAAUGCUCCAAGGCUUUGCAGUGGCUGUCAAAAUGGGAGCAACGAAGGCUGACUUUGAUCAGACUGUGGCCAUUCACCCAACUUCUUCAGAAGAGCUGGUUACCCUUCGUUGAAAAGGCGCAUGUGCCUGGUGCUUACAGAAAUGUUUUGUGAAAUGGGUAAGGACUAAUCUUUACAGAGUUGUAUAAAAAAAUUUCUUCUGAACUCAAAGCUAACAUUUCAAGUGAUAUGGUUUUUUUUGUUUUUAUACUGCUACUGAACAAUGAUGGACUUACUUAUCUGUGGAUAAGUACCAGAAAAUGAAUGCUGUGGGUGAGACCUAUGUACUUGGUCAUAAUCAAUAUCAAUAAAGUAAUUCAAAUCAG
Messenger RNA from Varanus komodoensis (Komodo dragon), 2079 nucleotides. It is a transcript of the gene GSR, whose product is annotated as glutathione-disulfide reductase. Gene Ontology annotation, biological process: cellular response to oxidative stress; cell redox homeostasis; glutathione metabolic process. The record is from RefSeq and is a predicted model, not a curated record. Bases 1 to 1827 code for a protein of 608 amino acids. The transcript has 13 exons. Gene Ontology annotation, molecular function: glutathione-disulfide reductase (NADPH) activity; flavin adenine dinucleotide binding; NADP binding. Gene Ontology annotation, cellular component: cytosol; mitochondrion. NCBI's taxonomy places the organism in Eukaryota, Metazoa, Chordata, Lepidosauria, Squamata, Varanidae.